Aplosporella prunicola CBS 121167 is the source of this 5544-nucleotide messenger RNA. RefSeq lists its product as uncharacterized. The transcript has 2 exons. Gene Ontology annotation, cellular component: kinesin complex; microtubule. The record is from RefSeq and is a predicted model, not a curated record. The coding region runs from base 306 to 5180 and encodes 1624 amino acids. Gene Ontology annotation, molecular function: microtubule motor activity; ATP hydrolysis activity; ATP binding. NCBI's taxonomy places the organism in Eukaryota, Fungi, Ascomycota, Dothideomycetes, Botryosphaeriales, Aplosporellaceae. Gene Ontology annotation, biological process: cytoskeleton-dependent intracellular transport; microtubule-based movement.
CAUUUCCUGAGAUCGGUGUUCGGUCGAGCAGUGGGAUGCGCGGCGUGGAGAGGCGCCUUGAUCUUUUCGGGGAACGUCCGCCGGCGCCCGCCGCAGGAUGAGCUUCGGGGAUGUUGGCGGUCGAGGGCCAACGAAACAUCAACAUCCCAAACAACGUACGCGAACGCGCCUCCUAGCUCCCUGCGACUCGCGCCCAGCCAGCGAUGAAGCCACCAUAGCCGCACACAAACACCGCUCAUACACGCAUCCGUCCUACACCUAUCCGUCUCACGCCGCGCCGGGCUUUCGGCGACUCCUAAGCCAUCAUGGCCUCCGGGGGUGGAAACAUCAAGGUGGUGGUGCGUUGCAGGCCCUUCAACAGUAGAGAGAAGGAGAGAAAGGCACAAUGUAUCGUGCAGAUGAAGGACAGCCAGACCGUCCUGGUCCCCCCCAAGAACAUGGACCCCAAGGCCAAGGGCGCGAAGGCCGCGACCGAGGGGCCAAAGACGUUCAACUUCGACAAGAGUUACUGGUCCUUCGAUCGCAAUGCUCCCAACUACGCCGGUCAGGAAGAUCUGUUUAGCGACCUCGGCAAGCCGCUGUUGGACAACGCUUUUCAGGGCUUCAACAACUGUAUUUUCGCCUAUGGACAGACCGGCUCGGGUAAAUCAUACUCUAUGAUGGGUUAUGGCGAAGAGCACGGUGUCAUUCCUAAGAUUUGUCAGGGCAUGUUCGAGCGCAUUGACAACAUGAAGCAAGACUCGCAUUUGAAUUGCACAAUCGAGGUCUCGUACCUGGAAAUCUACAACGAGCGCGUACGCGACUUGCUCAACCCUGCGACAAAGAGCAAUCUCAAGGUCCGAGAGCAUCCGUCGACUGGUCCCUACGUCGAAGAUUUGGCAAAGCUCGUUGUCCGCUCGUUUCAGGAAAUCGAAAACCUCAUGGACGAGGGUAACAAGGCGAGAACGGUCGCCGCGACAAACAUGAACGAGACAUCUUCCCGGUCCCACGCCGUUUUCACCUUGACGUUGACGCAGAAGCGGCACGAUGCUGAGACAAGCAUGGACUCCGAGAAAGUGGCCAAAAUCAGUUUAGUCGAUUUGGCUGGUUCAGAGCGCGCUACUUCUACAGGAGCGACUGGCGCGCGUUUGAAAGAAGGUGCAGAAAUCAACAGAUCCUUGUCCACGCUUGGACGUGUCAUUGCAGCACUGGCCGACUUGUCUACCGGAAAACUGGGGGGAAAGAAGAAGAACCCCAACAUGGUCCCGUACAGAGAUUCCAUUUUGACAUGGCUGCUGAAAGAUUCCCUGGGCGGUAACAGUAUGACGGCUAUGAUUGCAGCAAUUUCGCCCGCCGACAUCAACUUCGAAGAAACGCUAUCGACCCUCCGAUACGCGGAUUCCGCCAAGCGCAUCAAGAACCACGCCGUUGUCAACGAGGAUCCCAAUGCUCGCAUGAUCCGCGAGCUGAAAGAAGAACUUGCGCAACUCCGUUCAAAGCUUGGCGGUGGCGGCGGAGGUGGUGGCGGAGGAGGGGGCGGGGGCGGAGGCGGCGCAGGUGUUCCACCAGAAGAAAUCUAUGCCCCAGACACGCCAUUGGAGAAACAAAUCGUCUCAAUCACAUCAUCGGACGGCACAGUCAAAAAGGUCUCAAAGGCAGAGAUUGCAGAGCAGCUUAGCCAGUCUGAGAAGCUGUACGAAGAUUUGAAUCAGACGUGGGAAGAGAAGCUGCAGAAGACAGAGGAAAUCCAUAAAGAGCGGGAGGCCAAACUCGAGGAGCUGGGUAUCAGUAUCGAAAAGAAUUUUGUCGGCCUAUCCACGCCCAAGAAAAUGCCGCACCUGGUCAACCUCAGCGAUGAUCCGCUGCUGGCGGAAUGCUUGAUCUACAAUCUCAAACCCGGCACGACUUCAGUUGGCAAUGUGGAAAGCUCCUCUAGUGCAGAAAUUCGAUUGAACGGGUCGAAGAUCCAACAGGACCAUUGCACCUUCGAGAACGUUGAUGGCGUCGUAACUGUAGUGCCGAAAGACAAUGCCGGCGUCAUGGUCAACGGUGUGCGAAUCGAGGAGCCCAAGCGACUGAGGAGCGGGUACCGCAUCAUUCUUGGCGACUUCCACAUCUUCCGUUUCAAUCAUCCUGAAGAGGCGCGAGCUGAAAGGGCAGAACAGCAAGGCAGCUUAUUACGUCACUCAAUGACAACGAGCUCAGUAGGCACCCCUACGGGAACACCUUCUCGCCCCGGACAUGAGAGAAGUUGGAGCAACCUCAGCAAGGGUGAAUCAGAACCCGAUCCUGACAGCUCAAGAGGAGGGUCGCCUCUGCCUUUCGGUAGAGGCAACCGUGAAUCCGACUGGGCGUUUGCUCGACGGGAGGCCGUAUCGGCCGUGCUCGGGCCCGACCAAAAGAUCUCCAAAUUAACCGACGAGGAAUUGGAUGUGCUCUUCGAUGAUCUGCAACGGGUCCGUGCUACGCGUAAGGCUAGGCCGGAAAGUAAGCUGUUUGAAAGGGAAGACGAUGUGGAGUCCGAUGCAUCUUAUCCCGUGAGGGAAAAGUACGCGUCCAAUAGCACCAUGGAUAACUUCUCCCUGGAUACGGCUUUGACCAUUCCCUCAACCCCGCAAUUCAGCGAGGAGGGCGACCGUUUCAGGACCGCCAGGGAAGACAUGCAAUCCCAACUCGACCAACAAAAAGGAGAGUUCCAAGCCAGGCUGAAAGAUGCAGAGGAAGGCCAUGUCGACAUCGAAGAUAUCCGAGCCGAAAAAGUGAGGAUGGAAGAAUGUCUUCGCGCCGUCAAAGAAGAGAUGCAACAGCAACUCCUGCAGCAAAAAGAGGAGUAUGAAAGACACAUCUUCGACUUGGGAGGCCAUUCAGCUCUUGAGAAAGCGCAGAAGACCACACCCGUCAAGCUACCUGGUUUACCUCCAGAGGAAGUUGCAAGGGCCAAAAAGGUGUUCACGCAUUGGCGGCAACGCAGAUACGUAGCCAUGGCAGAGACGCUGCUUCAGAAUGCCGCAUUGCUGAAAGAGGCUCAGGUCAUGAGCCAGCAGAUGGACAAGCACGUUGUCUUCCAGUUCUGUGUGGUCGACGUCGGACACUCUUUCGCUUCUUCCUACGAUCUGGUGCUCAACGGCGUUCCCGGUGAGGAUGACGAAGACCUUGAAGCAACACCGAAGCCUUGCAUAGGCGUCAGGGUUGUCGACUUCAAGGAUCACAUUAUCCAUCUCUGGUCAAUCCAAAAGCUGCGAAGACGCAUCAGGGCUAUGCGUCAAAUGCAUCAAUACGUGAAUCGCCCCGAGUUGCAGCAGCAUUUCCGCCUGGAAAAUCCGUUUACGGAGUCUUGUUCGCCGGAGUACUCCCGUAUCGGUGAUGCGGAUGUGCCGCUUGCGGCAGUUUUUGAGUCUCGGGUGCAGGACUUUGCCAUAGACGUCAUCUCAUCAUACACCUCUGGAGUUGUCGGUAUUAUACGCUUGUCUUUGGAGCCGUCGUUUGCAGAAGCCCCGUCGUCUACGCUGAAGUUUAACGUGGUCAUGCACGAAAUGAUCGGAUUCCCGGAACGAGAAGGUUCGGAAGUCCAUGCUCAGCUUUUCUUUCCCGGGAUUUCGGACGAGGGCGGCGCGACGACGACUCAGCUCAUCAAAAAUUUCGACGAGGGUCCGAUCCGUUUUGAGAGCGUCCAUAGCAUGGGCCUGCCUCUCGACAGCCCCCGCACGGCAUCACUUCGCAUAUCGAUCUUUGCGAAGGUGACGACAAUGCAUUUGGACAAGUUGCUCAGCUGGGACGACAUGCGGGAUGAAGCUCCUCGUCCUAAGCUGAAGCGCAAUCACUCUCGACUACCUGAAUCUGAGUACUUCGCCGAAGAUCGUCACGAUAUCUUUACGCGAUUGCAGAUUCAGGAAAUGGCCGAGGAUGGAAACUACAAGCCAGUCGAUGUGGUACAAAACAACGCUCUCGAUAUCGGGGUCUACCAGUUGCAUCAAGGUAUCCAGCGGCGCUUCGUUGUCAAUCUUACGCACAGCUCUGGGCAAACGCUGCAGUGGCAAGACAUCUCCUCCAUACGCGUCGGUCACGUCCAACUUCUCGAUCAUAACGGCCGGACCAUCAGCUCAGACUCGCCUGAACCCAUGGUCCCAGUGAAGCUCAUGGCUACUCCAACGGUCAAGGAUAACGCUGAUGGUACAAGCAAUGUGACGUUCGUCGGACUAUGGGACACAAGUAUGCACGCAUCUUUGCUCCUAGACCGGACGACUGCCGAUCGCUACCGGGUGCAAGUGUCUCUAUGUUGGGAGGUCGCCUGCGCGAAGCUGACCAAGCCAAUGACUUUCUCGUUGGAUGUUGCAUUGCAGAUACGAUCGCGUUCCUAUAUUCGCCCGACCUCUGUCUUUAGCCAGUUCUUCGCCGCUACUCGUAUUGUGCACUCAACUGUUGGAAUGUUCUCUGUAGCCAUACGGCCUGUGUCUGCCAAGCGCGCUGUCGACCUGUGGAGAAUGAGCACCCAGCACGACUACAUUAAGGGAGAGGAGUUGCUCAGCGGGUGGACGCCGCGUGGUGUGUCACUCGUCAAGGACUUCAUCAGCACACGCAAACGACGAAGGAGAGUUGCAGAGAUUGAGACUGCGCGGACUGUGCUUAGCACUCGAGCACUGACAGUAGAUGCUGAGAUUGACACCGACGGCCCUCUCACCGGGCGGCAGAGGCAGCUUCUUCUCCGGGUCCUCGACCUCUGGAAGACCAAGAAGGAUAUUGGCGAGCUGAUCCUCGUGAAAGAAAACCUCGAGCCGCCUGAGCGUGGCGCUGCCUUUGCCACACCCCCUAACGGCGAAACGUCUCCCACUCUCAUCUCUGAGGUGCGCUAUGUGCCCAAGAAUCCUACUAUGCUGAAAGGCGGAUAUCUGUUGACGCCCGACGACACCAACACGCGAUGGGUGCGGCGCUUUGUGGAGCUACGCCGGCCGUACUUGCACAUCUACUCCGUCCCUGAAGGCGACGAGAUCAACGCCAUCAACCUCGGGAACUCUCGCAUAGACCACCAGCCACAGCUCGCUAAUCUGCUCCAGCGGCACAACAUGAAUGUCUUUGCCGUCUUUGCGCCGCAGAACACGUUUUUGUUUGCUGCAAAAAGUGAGCGUGAGAAAAUCGAGUGGAUUCUCAAGAUUGAUCAGAGUUAUUUCAGCAGCAGUGGAAGCCACACGCCUGACAGCGGAUGAUCAAUGAACUUGGAGAAUUGGAAUAACAAAAAAAUAGGAGAUGGGUGACGAAGGAAUGCAGGAUUUACGGUUUCUUUUUAUUAUUCUUUUUUUGGUCUGCUUCUUUGUCAAUGUCAAUAUUGUUUGGUUAUGAGGUGGAGCGGUAUAGUUGGAUUUUCGGUUGUUGAGUUUUAAAGGGCGUCAAAUGUUGUUCUUCUGAUACCCAAGAUUACGCGAUCUCAAAGUCUCCUUUCUUGGAUCUGCUUUCCCUACCUACCGUCACUUGUGAAUAUCUAGAUGGACAUGUAGCGCAAUGCAAGCUUGGAAUCUUUUUCUCUCUUAUGCCCUUCCGGGCUUCGACUCAUCUAUAUCCCUGGAAUUUCCC